Molecule: messenger RNA, 2715 nt
Organism: Solenopsis invicta (red fire ant)
Lineage: Eukaryota; Metazoa; Arthropoda; Insecta; Hymenoptera; Formicidae
Product: leucine-rich repeat-containing protein 15
Exons: 3
Coding region: 134-1777 (547 amino acids)
Cellular component (GO): extracellular matrix
Molecular function (GO): protein binding
Source: RefSeq, a predicted model, not a curated record
CCCAUCCACAGUAUAUAAGAAGAUAAGUUUGCCUGCUUGCGACAAAAGGUGUUAGACCGCUUGAGUGAAUUAAUUCGCGAGUGAGAAGCGUUUAAGAAGUGCUUAACAACUUUGAGAAAAAAAUCGCAGUAUAAUGGCGCCGGGUCAUAAAUUUAUAAUUUUUUUCCUGUUUACCAUCAUAUAUUUAGCAAAAACUGAACACAACAGACAUAACACACGAGAUGAUCCCGAUUUGUGGACUACUCAAAAAACAGGAGGAAGCGUGUAUCGAUAUCCUUCAUAUUCUCCUGUUACAAUUCCACCACAUCUUCCUGAGACAGAUCCAACUCCUAGACCCUAUCCUCGUGUGACAGAUUCAACUCCUAGACCCUAUUAUCGUGUGACAAAUCUAACUGAGUCUCCUUAUAACCCACCAAUUAACUGUGUUCGGCACGAUCACGACUUCAGUUUCAUUAACGUUGGUCUUCAAAAAAUCGGUCCGGACUUCAUCAAGAGCACCGACACUAUUCGCCUUAGUCUCAAUAGCAAUAACAUAAGCGAUAUUUCACCAUCCGCCUUUCGCAAUAUAAAGAACCUGAAGUAUCUGGAUCUUUCCGGGAAUCGAAUUCCGAAAGAAAAGUUAUUACUGUUGGCCAAAACCGAAAAUCUGCAGACAUUGAUUAUUAACAACAAUAAUGAUUCUCAUAAUCCCGCUACAGACACCAUGAAAGAAUAUAACGUUUUUCCAAACAUGAAACAUCUGCACCUGUCCAGUAAUCAAUUACGGAAUUUUCAAGUGCAUUUUUAUCUAGCAAUGCCCUACUUGACGCACUUACAUCUGAACAAUAACAGCAUCAGUUCCAGUGAUGCAGUAUUUGAAAAUAUUCCGGCAACGUUGAUUCAACUUCAUCUAAACAAAAAUUCUAUUGACCGAGUCAAAAAAGAUAAACUCAGAAGUUUGCAAGAACUCAGUAUGGACAAUAACGUCAUCACCCAAGUAUGCUUUGAGAACUGUCAAGACACAUCCAUAUCAUUGAAAGGCGCUACCGAAAUGCAGAAUCUGUUUUUAUCCAAGAAUCUGAUCUCAGAGAUAACACUCGAUGCCUUCACUGACACGAGAAGCCUGUCGACGUUAGAUCUAUCGGGCAACAAGAUCGCUGACAUAGCCAAGGGCACAUUUAAUAAUAUUAACUACAUAAGUAAUCUUUCACUGGCUAACAACAUUCUUGCCACCGUACCGGACGUGUGCUCGAUAUUCUACAUCGUGAAUCUGGAUCUGUCUGGGAAUCGCAUCAGCGCUAUUCAUUCCGACGCUUUCUGCGCCCACCUGCGAAAUCUGGAAUACUUACAUUUAUCAAACAACGUUAUAACCACAAUUGAAGCCCGGGCUUUCCGUAGUCUCGAGAAACUGAAGUAUCUGGACCUCUCCGGAAAUCGCCUUAGGCAACUACCGGCGCAUUGGAUAUACUCGUCGUACGUCCAGGAGCUGCAUCUAGAACGAAACAACUUUACCAACCUAGACAGUAUAUCGCUGAUCCACAUUAAGACGUUGAGCGAUGUUUAUCUCGAUGAAAACCCCAUGCCAAUACUGAACACACAAUCUUUCCAAGUCCUUCCAGGACAUUUGAGAGUGCACUUGAAGAAUGUACGUAUUCAGGACGAAUGCGAGUGCCAAUGUGAGAAUGAUAACGAGGAUAACGAUGAUGAUGCUGAAUAUAAGGAUGAAAACGAUGCUAGGGAUGAUAAUAAGAAUGAUGGCGAUAAGUCUUCAUACGAAAAAUCGUCUUGGUCUUUUUAAUUGUAUCAUUUAAGUUUUAUUCCUUAAUAUUUUUUUUACGAAAUACGUUAAUUAGAGAUAGAUUAUCUGGAUUAAAGUACAAUCGUGAUAAAUUUUACUUGAAAUAUCCUUUAACUGAUUUAUUAAAACAACGUUGCAAACAAAUUUUGUUUGAAUAUAAAUACGAGAGAUCACAAGUGUGAGAAAAAAAUUUAAGAAUCUCAGUUUGUAUUCAAUUAAAAAAUACUGAUAAACAAAAAGUAAUUUAUACUAAAAUUCUUCAAACAUUUGAAAAAUAUAUUAUAUAAAAAUAUAUAUUAGCAAAAUUACAACUAUUUUUGAAAUUAUUUUUAUAUCACGUUUUUAGGAAGUAUAUCAAUUAUGUUCUUCACUAUACAGUUUCACUUGACGUUUUAAAUGCUUCGAAGCAUUUAACUGACCAAUUGGAACAAAGAAUUUUAUUAAUUGAUCAUUCAAAAAAUGUUUCGAAGCGUUUGUAGUGCCAAGUGGACCAUAGCCACAGAUAAAUAAUUAAGUUUCAGUAGCACAUACGAUUAUUUAGUUGUACAAAUGAAUCAUUAAAUAAUAAUUGCCGGAUUAUAUAAUACAUACAUUAGCCAGUAUAUCAAUUUGCAAGCAAUUUUGUUCUUUUACUCUACAGCUAAAUAAUUAAGGUCCAUUAUCAUGAUAUGUACUUAUUUAGUUUUAUAAACGAAGGCCAUAUAACAAUCAUUAUCGCUUUGUAGUGUUCAUAUGCUUAAUGAAUUACCGAAGCGAAGUACAUUAUUCGAAUUUGUUCUAUUACGACUGUACUUUACUACUGCUUCGUUAAAUGCUUCAUCACUUAUUAUAUGUAGUGCUACAACACAAUUAUAUAAUAUUCGUGCGUAAUUACGUAUCCUACUUAUUUUUUUUUUAAUAAAUGCUUUUUUUAAUAAACUCGUGUUAACAUGUAAAGU